This is a messenger RNA of Zophobas morio, 2100 nucleotides long. RefSeq lists its product as uncharacterized. NCBI's taxonomy places the organism in Eukaryota, Metazoa, Arthropoda, Insecta, Coleoptera, Tenebrionidae. Gene Ontology annotation, biological process: protein autoubiquitination. Bases 374 to 1375 code for a protein of 333 amino acids. Gene Ontology annotation, molecular function: ubiquitin-protein transferase activity. The record is from RefSeq and is a predicted model, not a curated record. The transcript has 7 exons.
GUCCGCGUCGUCGCUGCUUUUUCGCGGACGGUGGGCGUACCGUGGCAAUGUGCACGACAAUACAGCCAUCCGUCUCACACGCACCCUACAUCCGAGAUAUUUCUGUCGCCCUCUUGGCGCCCGCUCUGUGCCAAAUUUAAGCCCCCUUGUCCCACUGUCUCUUUUCUACUCGACUUUUUUUACAGAAUCGAGUCCAUAGGGCGACUAGUUACCUUCAUAUUUUCUCGAUGGGUCAUGACCUCUAGAACACGAAAACAUAGUUCUCCCGUUUCCGUCUGUCUGUCUGUGAGCCGUCCGUGUGCAUUUUUGUUUAAUCAUUCCCACCAACAGUGUGAUCACUUCAUCUCAAAAUUGUACCUAAUAACUAAACAAAAUGCCUCAAGGGCCAAUGUCAAGUCCCCUCAUGAAGCCCUUCGUGGUGUUGGCCCUUCCCGGCAUGUACCUCUUCUACAAAUACAACCAAUACAAGCGUCGACGGAAGGAAAACGCCAAACGUCGGCUAACCGAGCGCGAACUCCAGCACCUCAACAACAAAAUCGAUAAGCUGCUAAGCAAACUGGAGGAGAGCGAGCCGGAACUGGCGACAUGCCAAGAAGAAGAGUGUGUAAUCUGCAUCAAUGCUAAAGCGACAAUGCAGACAGCUCCCUGCGGGCAUCAAGUCGUCUGCAGGAAGUGUUUCGUGAAGACCAUCCAGAUAGCGGUCUCGCAAAGGCUGCUUCCGCUGAGAUGCGUCAUAUGCAGGGCGAAGAUUCUUAGAUUAAAAACAGGACCCAUUUUGCCUUCCUCGGCUAGCGGCUACUCGGUGAACUCCCGUGCAUCCUCCGUACCCCAGUCAGAUAGUUUAUACAGCGUGAGCAGUGGCGGCUCGUCAGUUUCUUCCACUUCUUGUUCUUCCGAAGGUAGCAGGAAGUCUUCGUCAUGUUGCGGCGGACGCUGUAUGGGAGCCUACCCGAGGCAACCGGCAACCGGAGCCAUUAGGAGAUCUCAGCAGCACGCCAUGAAGAUAAGGCUGCAGGAGUACUGCCAUCCGGAAAAAGGAAACAUAAAUAGACUUCCGCCGAUACGAGAAUUGCCCGGUCAGAGUCCCAGUCACAAUACCCCGCCUGCUUCCACUAGGAUAAGAUGUGCCCAGAAAAUCGUAACCCAGCUCGAAGCCGUACCUCUGCUGGGUAAAAGCCGAAAUAAAUAUGAAAAAUUGUCACAAGACGACCUGGACGAAGAAGUCAAGAAAGACAGAAAGUGGUGGGCCGAUAGGACUAAAAACGAAGAAAAGAUAGACAACAAGAAGAACGAACUGACAGAGAAACACAUGGAAAUGAAAGAAAAACAGAAACUUGAAGAAAAAAAGAAUUCAAUAAAAGACGCAAGGCUAUAAAAACCAAAAGCAAAUAAAACGUUUUCUGACGUUAUCAGUUUUUUUCAAGAGGGCUCAUCAUAACGAGAUAAUAAUUUAGUCAAUUAGAUUAGUCAAUUGAUUCGCGCUAUAUAACUAUAUUUAUUUCGAAAGGUUUUUCAUAAAAUUUGUUACUUGUCGCCCUGGAAAAAUGGAGUACAAAAAGAAUUAAACAAGGGCUUUCAUCUUGUGUAAUUCGUUUGGUGGUAGACUUAUUAGAUGAUAAAAUCGAUGUUUGUAGCCCUCUUAGCCUUCUCCUCGAAAUCCCUCAUCUUCUUGUUAUUAAAUUACCCUAGGAUCUUGAAUAACGCUAUUAAAACAUAUUUAAAAAUGCUUGUGAAGGCCAAUUUUAAUAAAGAAAAUAUGUAUAUCAGCCCGAUCCAAAUAUUAUACGAUCAUUCUGUAUAUGAACAAAAUCGUCUACUAGACUAUAGACAUACAUAUCCAACGUGCAUUUGCGAAAAUCAAAAUAUUUUAAACAAUAACGGUUAAUCAAUCGGUACAAAAUAUGUUCGUAGUUUGGUUUGUUUUUAUACAGACUGAGAAGUAUUUUCAAAUGUUGGCAAUAAUAUUGACAUACAUAUUAGAAAUAUUGUAUUUAGUGCUGGUUACGGCCCUGUAACAUAUUAUAGAACUUUAAUUUUGUAAGAGUAGUCGUGUUGUAUUGAAUUGUUGUGUUUAGGAUUAUACGAAAAAUAAAGUUGAAA